AUGGCGGCUAGCGCUUCAAUGAUCAAGUCUGUCUGCGAAGCGGGCUCUACCAAGCUAUGCAUACAGGAAGCGAAGAAGCCGUGUCCCGCUGAGGUCUACACGGCACUCACCAACACCUUAUAUGCAUGCUCAAGGACAGAGCAGCUAAGUGGAGGAUUACUGAAUUAUGUCUAUCGAGGAUUACUGGCGCAUCCCUUGGAGAACGGACGCGAGACGGUUAUCGUGAAACAUGGCGAGGAGGCUGCGGCCGUGAACCCAGCUAUCAAAUUGGAAACAGGCCGAUUUGACACAGAACAAGUCCUCUUGGGGGCUCUCAACGGUGGCCACCUUUCCGGGGAUAAAACCCACAUUGCAACCAAAACACCCCUUUUGUACCAUUACGACCCUCAGUACAGGGUUUUGGUGUUCGAAGACUUUGGCGACAAUCAAAGGCUUCUUGAUUUACUCGUGUCGCGCCAAUUGCCGCUUGCAGAAUACGCGACCGGCUUCGCAGUCGGUGGCUGGCUGCGCUCGUUCCAUCGCUGGGCGACCGUGGAAGAAACCUCGAACCCGGAUCUGGCAUCUUCGGUAACCAUGAACGGAACCAUGAGAGAAAGAACGGCUGCCCUCAAGUUCAGGGCCAUCUUACGGAACUGCGACGCGUUCCCGCAUAUCAUAGGGGACAGGAGGUCAAGGAUCCUGGACUAUGCGGCGGCAGCGCUCCAGCAGGAUAGAGGUGAAUCCGGGAUUAUACAUGGGGAUUUCACCCCGAGAAAUAUCCUUGUCUGCACAUCGGCUUCUCAAACCCCGGCCCUUGGGUUCGUGGACUGGGAAACCUGCCACUAUGGCCCGCGCCUGCACGACCUGAGUCACCUCAUCGCCCACGUAUCUGUAGCAGGUCGGAUGAAUGGUGACGAUACCUGCAACGGGAUGAUCCGUGGCGUGAUCGAUGGGUACGGAUAUGAUUCCUUAAGCGAGGAUCUUGCCUUUCACGUGGCUGUUCUCGUUGGCAUUGGCUAUUUCAGCUGGGACUAUGUAUUGCAUGGGUCUGGCUAUACCCCAGAGCUGGCGGAGGAUAUGGUGCGAUUCGCUGCAGACCUGGUCAUCAACGGCCGUGAAAAGAAUCGAAGCUGGUUUGAGCGCACCGCUCUAGGCUUCAUGUUCGAUCACGUCCGCGUGGAGUAG
Molecule: messenger RNA, 1164 nt
Organism: Aspergillus melleus
Lineage: Eukaryota; Fungi; Ascomycota; Eurotiomycetes; Eurotiales; Aspergillaceae
Product: aminoglycoside phosphotransferase family protein
Exons: 3
Coding region: 1-1164 (387 amino acids)
Biological process (GO): protein phosphorylation
Molecular function (GO): protein kinase activity
Source: RefSeq, a predicted model, not a curated record